CCCGUCACUUCAACCGGUGCUCUACUCGCCUGUCUUCCGGCUGGGGGAACUACUUGUCUUUUUUUCGCUGCCGAUCUUGUAUAGCGGUGUGCGAAUGUCACCGUCUAGUGAAUGUGGUUAUGUGUGGUGAAUUGUUUCAGUGUUCUGCUCUCUCAACUGGCGCGACUAAAGGAGAGAAUCGCAUCUAUUUGCCCUUCUAGUUAAUGGGUUGUGGUCGUGUGUGCGUUAUAGUGUGAUUUUUUGGCUGGUCACCAGUUCAGUGACAGUGCAUCGGAAUCGAGAAAGUGACUUUGUCAGUGUGAAGAACUUCGCUCGGUUGCGAUUUGGGUUGGAAACAGUAACCCGCUGACGUUGACGUCAGCAAGCUAGUGCCGUGACGAUUGUGUGCUUCCAGUGCGUAACUAAUCUAUUCUUGACGAUCGCUGAGGAGCCAACAGUUUGGACGGCGCAAUUCUCCAUCUUUGUCGUAGCGAAAUCCGCAAACAACCGCAGCGAUGUCCGACUACGAUCUGGACGUGGAUAAUUUGAUUCAGCGAUUGCUGGAAGCACACAAACAACAACAGCAACAGACACAGGAAACCAGGAAGAAGGGAAAACUGAAAGACAUAUUCUCCUCGGAUUUUAUGGUCAGAGGAUGUCGACCCGGAAAGCCAGUUCCCAUGUCAGAAGAAGAAAUCCGAGGACUAUGUCUGAAGUCACGCGAAAUCUUCCUACAGCAGCCAAUUUUGCUCGAGUUAGAGGCACCUCUGAAAAUUUGCGGAGACAUCCACGGUCAGUACACAGAUCUGCUGCGGCUGUUCGAGUACGGUGGCUUUCCACCGGAGGCCAACUACCUGUUCCUGGGGGACUACGUGGACCGGGGCAAACAGUCACUGGAGACGAUCUGCUUGCUGCUGGCGUACAAAAUCAAAUAUCCAGAGAACUUCUUUCUUCUCCGGGGUAAUCACGAGUGUGCCAGUAUUAAUAGGAUAUACGGAUUCUAUGACGAGUGCAAGCGAAGGUACAAUGUCAAGCUGUGGAAAACUUUCACCGAUUGCUUCAACUGCUUGCCGAUUGCGGCCAUUAUCGACGAGAAAAUUUUCUGCUGCCACGGUGGACUGAGCCCGGACUUGAAUCAUAUGGAGCAGAUCAGAAGAAUCAUGAGACCAACAGACGUUCCCGAUACUGGAUUGCUGUGCGAUCUUUUGUGGAGUGACCCUGACAAGGACGUAAAGGGCUGGGGUGAGAACGACCGUGGCGUCAGUUUCACCUUCGGCGUGGACGUGGUGUCAAAGUUUCUCGAAAUGCACGACUUGGACCUGAUCUGUCGGGCGCAUCAGGUGGUCGAAGAUGGGUACGAAUUCUUCGCGAAGCGCUCGCUGGUGACACUCUUCUCGGCUCCGAACUAUUGUGGCGAAUUUGACAACGCUGGUGGCAUGAUGUCGGUGGAUGACCAUCUCAUGUGUUCUUUUCAGAUUCUAAAACCAUCGGAAAAGAAGGCAAAGUAUCAGUACACUGGCACGAACGCGAACCGACCGCAGACGCCCCAGCGAAACCAGAAUCAACCGUUGCCGCCGAGCAAACGGAAAUAAUAAUUUCUCUCCCUUCUGAAUCGCUAUCUGACCCGACGGCGCGGCGGCGGCAGUGGUGGUGGCGGAAGCAGCAGGAAGCAGAAAUCAUCUUCAUCUUCAUCACCCUCGCCCAACUCAGCCGGUUCAUCUUCAUCAUCUUCCCGAUCGUCUUCAUCAACUGCCGUCCCAGCAGCUGGUGGCAUCGGAACAACCGCCGCAUCCGAUUCAUUAAUUAACAAUAGUAGCAUUAGUACUCGCCUAGAAAUCCAAAACCACCAGCACUCAUCUCGAGGCCCGGCCUCAGUUUCUACGUCUCCUUACCCAACCGCAAACCAACGUGCCCGCAAACCCAAUCGGCUAACAACUUUCGUCCACGACGCUGAGUACUACGAGGAGCGCGACGAGGAGGACGAGGACGAAGAUGACGAAGAGGAGGAAGAGGAACUUAUCGUAAUUAUACCGCCCCCGCCACCACCUCCCCAUCAUCAUCAGCAGGUGAUGGUAAUGCAGAAACAGUUGCACUCGCUGCGGUUGCAGUCGCCCACAGAACAACAACAGCAACUACCACAAACAAUACAAAUUUUACCGAAGGCGAUCAAGGUACCAAUCGCAGUUCCACCACCGACACCGCCGUUACCAUCAUCAGCAUCCUCUUCCGGUGGCGUUUCACCCUGGGUACCACUUCGAGCGGCACCCCAGCAGCAGCAGCAACAAACACCCCCCUCAUCAUCAUCCUCGUUAUCAUCUUCCACGGCUGCACCAACAGCAGGAGGGCUACAGCAAACAUUAUCAUCGGUAACGUUUUCCACCUUCCGGAGAGUACACUGAAAUUAACAAAAUCGAACACAAGCGAAUCAGGUGGGACGCAUUUUUUUUUUGGCUAAAUUUUCUGUCUAAAAAUUUGAUAAGCGGCAAUUCGUGUAAACACUUAUUUUUUCAGCGCUGUUUGAACUUUUUUUUUUUAAAUCUUAUUCCAUACUUGAUUUCAAUUCGACGUUAGAGAAAUAAACAGACAGAUUGAUACUGAUUGAACCGAGCAGUUUUGAAAUCCUACCAUUAAUUUAGAAAAUCUAUACCGAGCGUCUUAGCAGAGUGAUUUAAGAAAUCAAAGAAAUAGUUAUCGGUUUCCGUUAUACUCUACUAGAAAUUUUUUUUUGGAAAUAAAUAUUGAAAUUCAGUCCGCGCAAAUCUAUUAGCGAAUUUCUUUAUUCCACUGUGUGAGGGCAAAACUGCCGAGGAAUAAUAAAACGUCAUCGCCAUUUAAGACGCAAGUAAGAAAGAGAUGCCAGAUAAUUGUUUACGAACUUAGCACGUGCGGUGGUGGGUUGAAGCUGACAAAUUUCACAGUGCGCUUCGGGCAGCACGGCAGGUCAAAACUGAGUCAAAAUCGAGCGAAUAAAGAAGGGUUUUGACAGCAGUUAGUGCGCUUCCAGGUCAAAACGAGGUGAGCUGGUGGAAUAAAGAAAUUCGCUAUAUAUUUCGACUGUGACAUACAGUCUUCCUCAGUGCUUAGGGGCCAUCCACAUACCACGUGGACAGCCUUGGGGGGGGAGGGUUGAUUAAUGUCCACGGUCCAUACAAUCUUUUUAGAAUUUAUAUAGGCAGUUGUCCACGGAGGGGGAGGGGGGGGGGGUCAAAAUCGUUAAAAAUCUGUCCACGUGGUAUGUGGAUGGCCCCUUAUGUGGACUGGUGCACAUAAGCACUGAGGAAGACUGUAUGUCACAGUCGAAAUAUAUAUUUGCGCGGACUGAAUUUCAAUAUUUAUUUCCAAAAAAAAAAAUUUCUAGUAGAGUAUAACGGAAACCGAUAACUAUUUCUUUGAUUCCUACCAUUAAUAUUAAAUUGCUCAAACUUAUCGAGGGCGAGUUCGCCCUUCUUUAAAAAUGUCGCUUGAAUAACAUUAUUUCUGGCGCUCGUAUGUUCUUUUCUUGGCACACUACAUUGAAAUGUGUUUUGAUAAUUAAUUUUCACAUGCCAUAAUAAUGAUUGGUAAACUGAUGGUCCAUCUUUGGAAGCCUAGCCCCAAAAACCGAUGAAUGAUUGCUAUUUUUUUUCGCAAAACAGAUAAAAAAAUCCUACACAUGCAUAACAUACGGAACAUCUAUAGUGAAAUCAAUGUAAUGUAUACUCAUUUAUCUGUCACAAUAGCUCAGUAUCUUCAAUACUAUAAAUCAAGCAGAAUAGUACAUCAAUAGCAGGGCAAGCAAGCUAACAGAAAGUCUAGAGAUAAACAUUCAUGCUUUUAAAACUGUAAUAACUAUACCUACCUGUGAUUUUUGUCAGCAAAAGUCGAACCACCACCAUCACACACAGACACGUUUUGAGUUACAUAUACACACACAUACUCACACGGCCGAUUGCAUGAACUACCUUAUCCUAUUUAGAUUCUAUAACGGACUUUAUAAUGUUAGUGACAGUUUAGUAGAAUAUGAAUGAUUGUGAGUAAAAUUGCGCGCGGGAGAGUGACUAGAAUGGUUUGUAAAAUCUUAAGCUGUCAAACGCAAAUCUUCGUCUAUGUGAGAUAAACCAAAUCAACAAAUAAACAAAUGAAAACAGUGAUGAUAAUCAUGUUUUAUAUAGCAACCAAUAACAGGAGAUCCAACAACACGUAGAUGCGUUUGCUGAUACGCGAGGGGCACUACAAAAAUAACAAAACACCCACACACGAAUACACAUUCAGGCGUUCAAAGGUGGAAAUAUAUAGCAAUGAUGUAUAGAACAAAAGUUUAAAGUAAAAAAAAAACAGAGUAAAUAUAACCGUUGCAGAAAAAAUCGAAACUAUGUGUAAUCAAUAGGGGAGGACAAUAGAAAUCCAGAACAAAAAAAAUCAGAAUAAACAGAACUAGUGUUAUAAAUAAUUAGAGCAAACGACGAUAGGGAUAGAAUAUAUCAUUGCGUACCGACUGCUGUCGAAAUCUGUGGCGGUGGCAAGCAACAAAGGCAGCAAACGAGUGAAAGUACAUACCAUACCGAGUGUGUGCAGUAGGUAACGUAAUCCAUUUGUAAGCCAACAAACAAACAAACAAAAAAUAAUCAACAGAACCUAUAGCCACACAUUAUCAUCAGAAAAAAAAUAUGAGCAGAAAAACGACCACGAUGUUAGUAACCAAAAAAAAGCAGUCGAUAACGACUCCCAGAGUUCGUGUAUCUAUUACUGGAAGCUAGCGUAAAACUAUCAAUGUAGUUGCAAAUCUAAACUAAAGUAUUGUAGCUGCUAAACAAGGAAUGAAUAGUGGUUUUUAAACAAAACUCACAUCGUCUAAGUUUCCAACUCGCUCAUCAUUUUAUCACUAAAUUAAUACAGAACAGAAAGGGCAAAAAUUGCAAAUCAAAAUAAUGAAUUGCCUUCUCACUGUAGAACAGAUGAAAAAAAGAAGAAGCACGAAAGAGUAGAUGAAUCGAUUCAGUUCUGAUUCCUUUCUCCACCCGUGAGUGUAUUGCGAGCGAAAAAAAGUAAAGGUUGAAUAAAGUAACCCGGGAACUUUAGCGGUAUUUUUACUAACAAGUCCCGCAACACCACAUUCAAUUUCAAUCAGCCGAUUAUAAGCUUAUCUCUUCUUAGUUUUCAUUUUCUAACCCAAGAGUGGCUGUGAAUUAUACUUUGAAAGAAAGAAAAAAACUUUUAAUGGCCCAUCAAACAGGUUGAAAACUUAAACUUCAACUCACCUAAUUGAAUUUACUUUCACUAACAACAGCUGCAGUGCGCAUUAUUCUGUUUGUAACACCGCUUACUGUUAUCAGUUGCUACGUCCCUAAUAAAAAAAGCACUACCCCCUCUAAAAAAGUCGUCCGAUGACAAUUUCUUCGCACUCCCGUUUGCAAAAAAUAAUAUCAGCAACUUUUUUAGUCCAUGUUAAAGAUCGAUGACAGAACAAAAUGAAACACAAUAAUAAUAAUGAUGAUUAUAUAAAUAAAUUAUUACGAUUAUUACACUUAUUAGGUUAAAAGUGUGAUGAAGAACAACCGACAGGACAGGAAAGGAAAGAAUCGUUGGUCCGGUCAGGAUGAAAAAAAGAAAACAAACGCUAGCUAUACAGAGCAGCGACAGUUGCAAAUCAAGAGAAGAGCGAAAUAAAGGAUAUUUAACAGAA
Messenger RNA from Wyeomyia smithii (pitcher-plant mosquito), 5641 nucleotides. Its product is annotated as serine/threonine-protein phosphatase PP1-beta catalytic subunit. Gene Ontology annotation, cellular component: cytoplasm; nucleus. Gene Ontology annotation, molecular function: protein serine/threonine phosphatase activity. The transcript is spliced from 9 exons. The record is from RefSeq and is a predicted model, not a curated record. Lineage: Eukaryota; Metazoa; Arthropoda; Insecta; Diptera; Culicidae. Bases 495 to 1571 code for a protein of 358 amino acids.